AUGAAGUUAUUGUCUGUCGUGCUGCUGCUCAUUGCUCUAUCUGCAUUAGCUUCAGCCUCCACAUUCCCCACGCACGCCAAGCAUGGUCGCCUAUGGCAAAUUGUGCAAGCAGCACAGCAGAUGAUGCCCAAAUUUCAGGCAAAAGAUCUUUGGUUCAAUCAAUCGGUGGAUCAUUUUGAUGCAAAGAACAAUGCCACAUUCCAGCAACGUUAUUAUGAGGUAAAUGAGUUCUGGAACAAGCCAAAUGGGCCUAUUAUUCUCUACAUCGGGGGAGAAGGUGCGCUUGAGCACGCUCCAUCUGGAUUUGUCCAUGUUCUCGCUAAGACGUUCGGCGCGAAGAUUCUGGCCUUGGAACAUCGAUUCUAUGGUAAAAGUAUACCAAACGGGGACUUGUCGACUAAUAAUUACCAGUUUUUGACGGUGCAACAGGCACUCGCUGAUCUCAAACACUUCAAGGAAAGUCUUCAAAGAUCUCUGGGGACUAAUUCGUGGAUAACUAUUGGAGGGUCGUAUCCUGGGGCAUUGUCGGCAUGGUUCCGUGUUGCUUAUCCGAACUCGACAGUUGCGUCGUUGUCAUCGUCGGGAGUUGUGCAGCCCGUGUACGAAUUUUAUCAAUUUGAUGAACAGGUGGCACUGGCAGUAGGCCCAUCGUGUGCGGAUGUACUGCGCCUUACCACGGAAGUUUUUGAGACUGAGAUUAGGAGUGCCAAUGCUACGAAAGUGAAGGCAUUGUUUGGUGCUCAAAGUCUAGCAGACGCGGACUUUUUCUACAUGAUUGCAGAUGCAGCAGCAAUGAGUGUCCAGUAUGGCCACAAAGAUGUUGUGUGUGACAGCAUGGUAGGAGCCUUUGAGCGUAAUGAUUCCUUAGUCGACGCUUUUGCCAGCUUCACUAUAGAAAUGUACGGAUCUUCGUUUGGCAGCGAAUGUUUUUACGAUACGAAAUGCUUGACCGAAGACCGUGCUCGCUGGGGGGACGGUCGCUCUUGGCGUUGGCAGAAAUGCUCUCAACUUGCAUUCUUUCAGGUUGCCCCUAAACAGGAAAGCAUACGCUCGAAAAUGGUAGAUCUUCAAUAUCACUUGAAACAGUGUGAAUCCGUAUUUGGUGACGUAGUUAACCCAUCCGAAGGUGUGGAUGAAAUUACGAAAUUGUAUGGAGGGGAACAUCCAUAUGGUCACAAGAUUUUUUUCUCGAACGGUGGUGAUGAUCCGUGGCAACGUGCUUCGGUUCUUCAAACGCUUUCGGAUGACUUAAUUGCUUCCUUGGCUAAGUGCGAGUUAUGUGGCCACUGUGGCGAUUUACGCGCCGGCCCGAUUCUACCAGAGCCACUGAAAAAGCAGCGUGCAUUGAUCCUUGAGUAUUUAACGAAGUGGAUAAGUGCAUCUAGCAAGGAGGAGGAAGCGAAUAGCAAGGUAUUGGACUUUGAUACUGAGCAAGAAGUUUUUAAGCUCCAACCUACAGGAAUGCAUCGUUCCUCGCCUCUAGUCCUGUUUCCUAUUCUUAUGGCACUCAUUGCGUUGGUAGGACUUUUAUAUGUUGAUGCCAUUCGGGAUUUCCCAGGACGAAUCAAGAUAAAUCGGCAUGGACUAAUGCACACGCACGACAUUUAA
This is a messenger RNA of Plasmopara halstedii, 1608 nucleotides long. RefSeq names its product serine protease family. The transcript has 2 exons. Gene Ontology annotation, molecular function: dipeptidyl-peptidase activity; serine-type exopeptidase activity. The coding region runs from base 1 to 1608 and encodes 535 amino acids. Gene Ontology annotation, biological process: proteolysis. The record is from RefSeq and is a predicted model, not a curated record. Lineage: Eukaryota; Oomycota; Peronosporomycetes; Peronosporales; Peronosporaceae.